Molecule: messenger RNA, 2014 nt
Organism: Hevea brasiliensis (rubber tree)
Lineage: Eukaryota; Viridiplantae; Streptophyta; Magnoliopsida; Malpighiales; Euphorbiaceae
Product: probable protein phosphatase 2C 47
Exons: 4
Coding region: 633-1790 (385 amino acids)
Biological process (GO): protein dephosphorylation
Molecular function (GO): protein serine/threonine phosphatase activity; cation binding
Source: RefSeq, a predicted model, not a curated record
CGCUAAUAAAGCCAACGCAGAACACAAGCCACCUCUGUGCAAAACCACGUACGUGUCAGUACCCUAUUUUCUUUUCGAUCCCUGCAAUGGCGACCGCAAAACCUGCAAUCCACACUCACCCAACCACAAGCUAUAAACCUUCUCUUUCCUCUCAAUGGUCCUCACUUCCUUAUUUCUAUGCUAUGAUUUUAACCUUCAAGCCUCUUGUCUCUUCUUCUCUUUCUUUUACAUAGAUUGAACGGAACUUCUCUAACCUUUAAUUUCUUCUUCUUUUGGGAUUUUUUUAAUCUGGGUUUUCUUCCUGAAUCUUGAUUUGAAAGGGAAGUUUCAAGAAAUGUGUUUGGUUCCCUCUGGAAUACAAGAAAUGGGGAGCUGUAAUUUUCCUGGUUGGAAAAGAGCUGGUUAUGUCUCCCAAAUUCUUGAUUAGGGUUCCUCUGAAUCUUGUAUCCUGUACUUGUCUUGAAACAGUUGGUGACCGCUAUUUUUUUUGCUGUCUGGGACCUUGGAAUUUAUCUAAAAAUGGCUUGUCUUUAAGCUAUGGGUUUGUCCAGCUGAGUGCAGUUGUUUCUAUUUCAUCAUUUUAUUUUAUCUUUUUUUCGCUUUUGGGGCUGAGAAUGGAUUAAGCUUGGACAAUGACUUCAGCGACUGAUGUUUCACGCCAGAUACCAACAUGGGAGGUUGGAUGUACUGCUAGUAAUGGCAGUUUGCCUGUCAUGGAGGAUAAAAAUGAUAACGUUUCUGAGAAUUUAAGCAAAUCGAGAAUUGGCAAACCUCCAAGAAACCUCCCUUGCAUGAGGCAUUGCAGCAGCACAGCGUUUUUGACAGAUCCUGAAUUAGAUAUUGGAAUUAUCUGCUUGAAGUCUCCAGCAACUGAGAAUUCUGGAUUUCAACCUAUAUUUCGCUCAGGAAGCUGUUCUGAGAAAGGACCAAAACAAUACAUGGAAGAUGAGUACAUAAUUGUGGACAAUCUUCAUCAAUAUCUGGCUACAGCUGUAAACUGCCCAGUUCCUGGAGCAUUUUAUGGGGUGUUUGAUGGGCACGGUGGCAUUGAUGCAGCAUCAUUUACCAGAAAGAACAUUCUUAAAUUUAUUGUCGAAGAUUCACAGUUUCCAUCUGGCACAAAAAAGGCAAUUAAGACUGCCUUUGUGAAGGCUGAUCAUGCACUUGCUGAUGCUAAAUCUGUUGAUAGUUCCUCUGGCACUACUGCUUUGACUGCCCUUAUCUUGGGAAGGACCAUGCUUAUCGCGAAUGCCGGUGAUUCUAGAGCUGUAUUGGGCAAACGGGGAAGAGCAAUUGAACUAUCAAAAGACCACAAACCUAACUGCACCUCUGAGCGGCUAAGAAUUGAGAGACUAGGAGGUGUGAUUUACGAUGGCUACCUUAAUGGCCAAUUAUCUGUGGCUCGUGCUCUUGGUGAUUGGCACAUUAAGGGUAAUAAAGGUUCAGAAAGCCCCUUGAGUGCUGAGCCAGAGUUGGAAGAGAUUAACCUGACAGAAGAAGAUGAGUUUUUGAUAAUUGGUUGUGACGGCCUGUGGGAUGUGAUGAGCAGCCAGUGUGCAGUCACAAUUGUGAGGAAGGAACUCAUGAUCCAUAAUGAUCCUGAGAGGUGCUCGAAAGCACUUGUCAAGGAGGCACUCCAGCGCAAUACAUGUGACAAUCUGACAGUCAUAGUAGUCUGUUUCUCUCCUGAUCCUCCUCCUAAGAUUGAAAUGCCUAGAUCCCAUAAAAGGAGGAGCAUAUCAGCUGAGGGGUUAGAUAUUCUCAAGGGUGUCUUGAAUAAUGACAUUUGAGCAAAAACUGCUUGCAUCUUGUAUAAAAAACAAGGGAGGGAAUCAGAACUUCCACAGUUGGUGAGGGAUUUUUCCAAGUCAAGUCUGCUACCUGCUGCAGCUGGAAAAUGCUGGUUUCUUGAACCUAAACAUCCUGUAUAUUUGAGAUAGUUUAAAUUUUGAAGAGUUACUUUGUAGUGCUGAAUGCUGAUAUAGUUGUUGCAGUCAUUUUGGUGCCAUGUGAA